Messenger RNA from Xiphophorus couchianus (Monterrey platyfish), 4327 nucleotides. RefSeq names its product G protein-coupled receptor 137 (gene gpr137). Gene Ontology annotation, cellular component: lysosomal membrane. The transcript has 8 exons. NCBI's taxonomy places the organism in Eukaryota, Metazoa, Chordata, Actinopteri, Cyprinodontiformes, Poeciliidae. The coding region runs from base 200 to 1342 and encodes 380 amino acids. The record is from RefSeq and is a predicted model, not a curated record. Gene Ontology annotation, biological process: positive regulation of TORC1 signaling.
ACCACUCACAAUAUGGCGGACGCGCCGGUGCGCCGUCACAGAGGCUCCGCCUCUCUGACGUUACACACGGAAGGAAGAGAUUACCGUCUUCAGUCGGCUGCUCAUCCUUCAGCUCACCUGAGGUGAAAAGAUCCUCGGUGCGAAGGCUCCAGAAGUCCCACGUUGACGAUGGCCGCUCAGUGACCCCUCCGACGCGCCGAUGGAGGCUCUGGUCACCGCCGCUUCCCCUCCUCCAAGCUCCUCCUCGACGCCGCUGCGUCCGGCCGUGGCCCCGUCCGUCCAGCUGGGCUUCACCGCCCUCUACACCGCCCUGUACGGCGGCCUGUUCCUGGUGGUGUACGUGCAGCUGUGGCUGCUGUUCGUCUACAAGCACAAGCGCUGGAGCUACCAGAGCCUGUUCCUGUUCCUGUGCCUGCUCUGGGCCGGACUGCGCACCACACUCUUCUCCUUCUACUUCCACAACACGGCCCAGGCCAACCACCUGCCCGCCGCUGCCUUCUGGCUGCUCUACUGCUCCCCCGUGUGUCUGCAGUUCUUCACCUUCAGCCUCAUCAACCUCUACUUCACCCAGGUUUUCCUGAAGAUCAGCGCAGCCUCAGACACAAAGCUAUGGGUGGCCCGGUGCGCCUACGCAGCCAUCAGUGUGAUCUUCCUUUGCAUCAACGUGACGUGCGCCGCUCUGGGGGAGCGAGGCAGCAGCGGAGAGAAGGGCAAGCGCACCUGGAAGCUGGUGUUGGUCAGAGUGAUCGUCAACGACCUGCUGUUCAUCAUGGAGGCCGUGCUGCUGGCCGCCACGCUGCUGCUGCUCACCAGGCAGCCGCGCUCCUUCAGCCCAUACCUCAUGAGCAAGGGAACCACGGUGUGCCGCACUGCAGUUCUGGGAGCCGCGGUCAUCUUACUGUUCUUCAGCCGGGCCUGCUACAACCUGACCGUCCUCUUCCUCUCCCAGAGCUACAAGGUGGAGUCCUUCGACUACGACUGGUACAACGUCUCCGACCAGGCUGACCUGCAGAGUGAACUUGGCGACAGAGGCUACCUGGCGUUCGGUGCCAUCCUCUUCAUCUGGGAGCUGCUCCCUACCAGCCUCCUCAUCCUCUUCUUUAGAGUCCGCCGGCCCACUCAGGAGACCAGCAGCUUGGACAUCAACAACAGGGUUCUUCCUCGUCCGUACUUCUUCGAUGACCCGGAAGGCAGCGAUGAUGAAAUACCGGCUCCGUGGGCUCGCAGCCCCGCUCAGAACCAAAGCUGGUACGGAUCGGAGACUGCGCCCCUCCUGUUUGCCAACAACCCUGCAGACCAGAGCCACCAGCACCACUCGUUCUACUCCACCCCUCAGAACUGAAACCAAACCCUCAUUCGCUGUCGAAUUUUUACCUCACCUGGACAAUGACCUCAGGGGGACGAGAACCGCGUGUGCAGCUGCCGCCCAGCAGUACCGCCCACUCUGUGGUUGAAAUUGCACUGAAAAACCUCAGGAAAGCUAAAAAGAUGCACCUUGUAUUAUUUUUAUUAUUAUUAUUAUUUAGAUAUAUUGACGCUAUCUCAGCUUAAAGGGAACAUUUUUGGUGGGAGAGGACCUGGUGAACUUUGUGAGGGUCAAACAUUGUUUAUUUAUUUGCUUACUCACUGUGAAUACAGGAGCUAAACUGACACUUCGUAUUACAUUCCUGGAUGGACUCAAACCAUCUUAGUUGGUAACUACUAAGCAUGGAGAGCUGCUUAGAAAAGUGGCAUUUAUUAAAUACGAUGUGGUGCAUCUGAAACUGAUUACAAUACAAAGGAUAUGAUAUUUACUACUGUCUGAAGAAGUUUUAUUGUUGCUGACGUUCAUGUUUCUUAUUUCCAUCCUUGGCAUUGCUGCAGAUACUUGUGUGUAGUUUGUUUCUGGGGCAAUAACUCAUGUUUGUUUAGGGUUGUUUUUUUUUUUUUUACUCCUGUUUGAGUUCAUGUGUUUGAUUGGAUGUUUUAAUUUAUUUAUCUUUCACAAAAUGUUUUCUUUUUUUUUAAUUAAUAUCUCAUCUGAAAAGAACCUUUGCAACAAUGCUGCCCGGACUGACACCGGUUACAUCUGCAACAACCCAAUAAACACUUUGACAUAAACCUGCUUGUCUUGUUGCUAGGCAGAACAGCUUCCUGGUGAAUCUGUGAUCAAAUCUAGUUUUCUUUUUUACCUCAUCACUGCACUUGCAUUGAAACCUUUCAAUGCAACAAAUCCAUCAAAAUGAAGUUAGAAAAGUAAUAUAUUAACAAGAGAAGGAAUUAUAUUUAAAAAAAAAGAUUGAGGAUAAUCUGUCACAGAUGCCUAGUUACACUGUUAGGAAAGAAAUAAUUAUUCCAUGUUCAGAAAUAAUUAUUUUAAAUUCACCAGUGGCACAAUCAUUUAAAAUAAACGUUUAAAAGUAUUUAUUACUUAAUCAUUUUACCUUUACGAAAGCUCUUUAGUCCGCAAAUUCUUAAAAUUAAGGCUUUAACCGGUAUUAAAUUCAUUUUUAAAAGGGAAGUUGAACUUUGAAAUAUCAAUAUAAAAUUUUGUCUUGACAGGACUAUUUAAUCUCGUAUCCUGUGUAUUUUUCUCGCGGGACUUUUCUGUCCCGCGAGAAAGUUUGAGUCAUCUCCGUUGCGUAACUGUGACUCCAGACGGUUGAUGCUGUAGCUAGGUUUUUCCGUGUCUUCGUGGGUUGGCGCUAAUUUGUGGUCAGUUGAAUGGACAAAGUUUAUACAUUUCUGACCUUACUAACUUAAAUAGGAUUCAUAAUGGACUUUAAAAAGUCUGAAGUCUGAGUUGGUGAAACCUCCAAAAACCGUGUUAGAGAAGGAAGGAGCCCCGAGAACAACCAUCAUCUACAUGGUCAAAAAUAAAUAAAUCAUUUUUCUGUCUCAACAUCAAACGGAAAAAAAUUGUUUGCUUACGGAUUUUUGUAUCUUCAUUAAAUGAGACUAAGGUGGAGCUUUUUCUACAAUUAAUACUAGGCCGUCGUUGGUUCUUUCACUAGGAUAAUUAUUAAAUACUUAGAAAUAAAUAAAAUACAAACUGUUGAAAAAGUAUCCACGCCUUUCACUGCCUGAAAACAUUUCAGGCUGCAUCUUCAAAAUAUUUGCUUGAAGGCCUCGUUACAUUAUGAGAGUAUAUUAACUCUGGUGCCACCACCUGUUCUGGAGGGGAACUGCUUGUUCCAAAGGCGCGCUCUGCGGUGAGUUGCUGACCCCCACGGUAACAACCAAUCACGACUCAACGUGGAACGCUUUUGUGCGCUCCCAAACAACCAACCACGUGGAAUUACAGCCUUAUAAGCAUUAAAACAAAACUUUUGAAUUAAUUUUAAAAUUAAAAUAAAAAAAAUCAAUCAAGCUUAGAUUGGAGGGAGACCAUCACAUGACAAAUAAAUAUGGCAAAUAUCGAGACACUUAUUAAUGGAGAGAUUUGACUUCAUUCAAUAAACAAUAGUAAACCAGAUGAAGACAGAUUGACCCACGUCCCGUUGUUGUUGCUAAGGUCAGACAAAAAUAACUCUGUCAGGAAAAAAUGCAAAUGUAGAAAAGCUUUACAAGAACCUUGCAAGAUUCUUUGAGAUCUACAGAUUUUCUACAACGAUCAGAUGACUUUGUUCUGUUCAUUUAAAUAUUGCAUGUUUCCUUUGUUGUGAACGAGUAAAGAAAGAUAUUCUUGCAAAUAUAACUAAGAUUUGUUUCUAUUUUUGGUGUCGAAUGUGGCUGGAACUGUUUAAUGAUUUCCCCCAAAAAACUACAAACCUAAAUUUAAAAUAAAGUCAUUUUAACCACAACAAAAGAAAACUAACGCUCCUUCUGUGAAGAAAUCUCUUUUGUUCUGAUCAGUCAGAAGUUUUAAUUUAAACAGCCAAAUCAACUUAAAGACAACAUCACAUGGCGGCAGCAGAAAACCUGUAGAAAAAGGCCCCUAAAACCAGGAGCUUCGACACGUUCCUCUGUGGCAUCAGCUGCUGCUUCAGGCGCUUUAUUCCGCAGCAUGUACAGACGAUCCUGUUAAAACUCUUUAUACAGUAUAUACAGUUUCCAAUAAAUCAGUAUGAUACAGUGUCAGCAGUGGGAACGGGGGUCAGAGCCCUGGGAAACAAGGAGAGGGUCGGGGCGGUGGCGAUGUAUAAAAAGCAGACGUUAGCUGUUUGGCUUUAUUUGAAACUGAAAAUGCUAGAUUAGGUUAAUGAUCCGCCUGUUGUGUUGCUAUGGUGAGCAGGACCGCCUUCCCGCUGAAGAUGCAGUAAAACUAGAUCUAAACGCCGACUGACCGAGUUCAUUUCCUGCAGCGUUGGCAUGGCAUAAGUCCACUCCGGAGUUGAUCCAGUCAAAA